AUGGAAGAGAACCGGGAUCCACUAGCUCGGAGAGUCCCAAGCUUUGCGCAGGGGAAGCGGAUUCUUCUGGUGGAUCGUGAUGCUUCAUCACUGACGUACAUCUCUUCUGUACUGGAGUCUCAUUCAUACAAGGUAACAACCAUAGAACUAGAAUCUGUUGCCAUGUCCAUGUUUGCGGAGAACAAGGAUGAAUUUGAUGCGGUUAUGGUUGACAUGAAUAUGAAGGAUAUGACAAGCCUCGAAUUUGUCAGACGAAUACUUCUUACAAAGAAUUACACGCCCAUCAUUUUGAUGUCCUCCAUGGGUAACGAGGCUGUUGUAAGUCAAGCCCUAAUUGACGGGGCGUGUCACUUUCUUGAGAAACCAAUUCCUAACGAUCAACUGCUGCAAAUAUGGCAACAUGUGCAUCGGGUGAAGAAGCUCUCAGAAGUGGAACAAGAUGUGGGUAGAGGAUCCAGCACUGGGAUAGGUGAGGGUGCUGCGAUCAAAGAGAAGGGUGAGAAGGGUAUUGCACCUACAAAUGAUACAUCUCAAGAGGGUACUGCCUACAGGACUAAGAGAUGUACAGGCAUUCAGAUCAGAGAGGAGGGCAAUGACUGUAGACCUGCCACUGGAGUUGAGUUGCAGGGGAUUGAUCCAAAAGGGAAGAACAAGAAAGUAGAAGGGGAAGUUGGCCUGGUUGGUCUGGAGAAGCGCGAUUUCAAACUACCUAUAGGACUAACCAUGGAUGGCAUCGAUCAAUUGAGGAUGGAAGCUAAUGAAAAACGAGGAUGCAGCAAGCGAAAGAGACCCAGUGUUGAUGAUGGAGAAAAAAGAAAGUACCAGAGAAAUGAAUGCUCUGAAAACUCUCAUUCCAAGGGUAAAAGCCCCAGUGGAGAGGUUGGGAGUGAACGCAACCUCAGUGGUUGCACUUCUGAGGCAAAACAAUCUACAUGUAGGACUACAGAUCUUACAAUAAAGUUAACAGCAUCCAUUCGUGAACUUGGGGAAGAAUGGGCUAAUCCAAAAGCAAUACAAGAUACUAUGAACGGGCCCAAUCUGACCCAAUGCCAGAUUUCAAGCCAUCUGCUGGUUCGCUUCUGUCAAGUUUAA
Vitis riparia (riverbank grape) is the source of this 1092-nucleotide messenger RNA. Its product is annotated as two-component response regulator ARR1-like. Gene Ontology annotation, molecular function: DNA binding. Bases 1 to 1092 code for a protein of 363 amino acids. The transcript is spliced from 4 exons. Gene Ontology annotation, biological process: phosphorelay signal transduction system; cytokinin-activated signaling pathway. The record is from RefSeq and is a predicted model, not a curated record. NCBI's taxonomy places the organism in Eukaryota, Viridiplantae, Streptophyta, Magnoliopsida, Vitales, Vitaceae.